ACCCAACCAUUGAAACCUCAUCCAUUCAUUGUUUAUCAAACCCUACUCGAUAUCUAAACAUUCCAAAAAAUAAUGAGAAUUGCUAAUUUUCUCGUACCUCUUUCUAUCUUGGCUUUGGCUUUGUCAGUCGCCCUUGCUUAUGAUCCUAGCCCUCUACAAGACUUCUGUGUGGCAACCGAUGAUACUUCCUCUGGAGCAUUCGUAAAUGGAAAAUUCUGCAAGGAUCCAGAGCAUGUAACAGCAGACGAUUUUUACCAUACUGGACUUAAUAUUGCUAGGCCGACAUCAGACCAACUCGGAGUCCGUACAAAUCUUUUAACAGUAGAAGAAAUACCAGGACUCAAUACAUUAGCACUAUCCAUUGUUCGAAUUGACUUCGAAGCAGGCGGAGUCAACCCGCCACACCAUCACCCUCGAGCAUCUGAAAUCAUAACAGUAUUGGAAGGAACUCUUUAUGCUGGUUUCAUUACAGGAAAUCCUGAUCAUAAGGCUUUUGUCAAAAUUUUAAAAGCAGGAGAUGUUUUUGUAUUUCCAUUUGGAUUAAUUCACUUCCAGUUCAAUAUUGGUAAAAGCCCUGCAGUCGCUAUAGCAGCAUUAAACAGUCAAAAUCCAAUUGGUAAAAGCCUGCAGUUGCUAAUAGGCCGCAGAUUAAGACAGUCAAAAUCCACGGAUGGUUUACUUCAGCAAAAUACCAUUCUUAUGGGAGCUGUUCUUCUCUUAAUCUUCAAACUUUUUGGCAAGAGCUUUCCAUCUUGA
Molecule: messenger RNA, 756 nt
Organism: Jatropha curcas
Lineage: Eukaryota; Viridiplantae; Streptophyta; Magnoliopsida; Malpighiales; Euphorbiaceae
Source: RefSeq, a predicted model, not a curated record